Durusdinium trenchii is the source of this 1419-nucleotide messenger RNA. Lineage: Eukaryota; Dinophyceae; Suessiales; Symbiodiniaceae. The record is from the annotation of a GenBank genome assembly.
GGGGGUAGAUGAACAGCUUUUUGAGCCAAGAUUUGUGGCAAUAGCAGCUACUGCUGCCGCUUGCCAUGUCGUGGCUGGGCCGACGUGCCCCCCGCCGCUCUGUGGGUGGCAAUGAAAAUCCAUUGCGGGAAGCCAUGCGGUCGCGGGGUGGCAUCUCCAUCAAGCCCCCAGCCCCAACAGAUGUUGAGGAUAAUGAGGCAGAUCCUGAAAAGAGCUCCUUGGACUGGUUGAACCUGAAUGCCUUCGGGUCCAAAGCCAUCCAGGGUGCCAUUGACCGCGUACGCGCCAGCACCCUUGGAGGUGCCGCAGAACCAGAGGCCAAGCAAGAUGGCCUCCUGAUGUCUCCCCGCAAGAGUGCUCCUGAGGGCCGUUCGGAGAGCUAUCCCUCAGGGAGAAAAUCGCUUGGGAAUGCAUUGAGAACCAGAGGUGGCAUAUCACGUGCUGCUCCCGGGAGUGAUCGGAGACCAGAGCUUGAUGAGCUUGAAGAACCUCAGGUCACUCAUGUUGAAACUGCCCCAGCGGCACCUGUGUUGGACCGGAGUACCACGGACCCUUUGCCAGCUGUGCAAGAAGAGGACCGAGAGGAACACUACUCCCCGCUGAUGACGCCAAAGGCUUCUGAGCAAAGCCAACCUUUGGUUGAGGUAGAUGAGGAGCGGGAGGAGGAGAACGUGGAGAUGGAGAAAGAGGAGGCUAAGAAGGAGGAGUCUGAUAAGGAUGCUGAAAAGGAGGAUGAAGAUACAGGAGAAGAUGCUGAGGAGAGCACAGGUGAAGGACUCGAGCAAGUUGAAGCUUCGCCAUGUGUCGAUGAGACAGACGAGCCUGAGCACAGGUCAGCUGAACCAAGCAAUGUGAGCGAAGACGCUUUGAAGAUUAUAGCUGAGGAGGAGGAGUCCGAGAAGAAGGCCAUAGAGGCUGUACAGCGGAAAGGAUCUGAUGAUUCACAAGAUUCUACUAGGCACGUAAAGCCACAAAAGGAUUCGGAAAAGACGACACGAUUGCCGAUGCCUACGCCUUUGAUGGCUGCCACCGCAUCUGCCAAGAGGGCAGAACCACCACCUAUGGUGGUGAAAACAGAGAAGAUUUCACAGGAGCCUCCAGCUCCCCCACUGCAUCAAUUGCCAGCACCGGAUGCGUACUUGAGCGUUCACACACCAGAGGUUGGACGGCUGAAGGAGCUCCGGGAGUUCUGGGGUAACAAGACAUCAAAAGGCUUCGCUGGUCCUGGCUUAGCAGGAUCAAGGCUAUCGAAGAAUGAAGCACAAGCAACCCUGCAGAGGCUUCUCAUUGCAGGUGGUGACUUUGACGAGGUCCGGCGUCUUCGAAAAAUCAUUGCGGAGUUGGAAGCAACCUGAGGUGUGCUGACAGCAGCCAUGACAACGUGCUUUUUUCACCACUGCAGAGACCUCAUGUGAUCCC